This is a messenger RNA of Erythranthe guttata (spotted monkey flower), 1480 nucleotides long. It is a transcript of the gene SLP2, whose product is annotated as Calcineurin-like metallo-phosphoesterase superfamily protein. Lineage: Eukaryota; Viridiplantae; Streptophyta; Magnoliopsida; Lamiales; Phrymaceae. The record is from RefSeq and is a predicted model, not a curated record. Gene Ontology annotation, molecular function: hydrolase activity.
CAACAGUAGUCUCCCCAAUUUGCAGACUUCCCACAAAACCUCCAAACCAACAAAUCGCUAAAAACGACGCCGUAUCGGAAUCUCGUCCAUGGAUUCCGAUUGCAGCACCAUUCCUUCUCUCCUCUCCUCCUUCGUCGACACCUUCGUCGAUUUCUCCGUCAGCGGCGGUCUUUUCUUACCGCCCGAACCGGAUUCAAUUAAGAACCCGACCGGUUCAUUGCAGACAUUUUUCCCUCAGCCGAGCCGCCUAAUCGCCAUCGGUGACCUCCACGGCGACCUUCCCAAGGCCAAGCAGGCCUUGAGGCUCGCCGGUCUGGUCGGCCCCGACGACCGCUGGUCCGGCGGCUCCGCCACCGUCGUCCAGGUCGGCGAUAUAUUCGACCGCGGCGGCGACGAGAUAAAGCUGCUGUAUUUCUUCGAGAAGCUGAAGCGGGAGGCUGCCGGAGCCGGCGGUCUCGUCAUCACCAUGAACGGCAACCACGAAAUCAUGAACGUGGAAGGGGAUUUCAGAUUCGCCGCUCGCGAGGGUUUCGAAGAAUUCGAAAAUUGGGCAAAUUUUCAGCGCGUGGGAAACUCCAUGAAGAAGCUGUGCGACGGCAUUGAUCAGAACUCCGUUAGCGAUUUCCUCGAAGGAGUCCCCGAUCAAUUACCGAGAAUCAAACCCGAGCUUCUCAACGGCGCUAGGGCACGCAUCGCCGCCCUUCGCCCCAACGGAUUGAUAUCGAGUCGAUUCUUAUCAAAGAAUCAAACAGUUGUGGUAGUGGGCGACUCCGUUUUCGCACACGGCGGAUUAUUACAAAACCACGUGAAUUACGGAUUGGACCUUAUCAACGAAGAAGUCCGCGAUUGGAUACUCGGAUUGAAGAAGAACGUAUCGAACAGUUUGGUUAGAGGGAGGGACUCCAUUGUUUGGCUGAGGAGCUUCUCGAACGAACUCGCACAAGACUGCGAUUGUUCGAUGCUCGAGCAUGUGCUAGAGACUAUUCCCGGUGUGAAAAGAAUGAUCAUGGGGCACACGAUUCAGAGGAAUGGUAUCAAUACUGUUUGUGGGAAUCGAGCUGUGAGGAUCGAUGUGGGAAUGUCGAGAUUGUGCGGGGGUCGAUUUCCGGAGGUUUUGGAGAUUGGUGAAAAUUCGGAGCUCAAAGUUUUGACUUCGAAUCCUUUGUAUUAUAAAGGUUAUGAAGACUCCGUGGAAGCUGAUAAGAAAGAAGGCCUUGGUUUGUUGAUCCCCGAACAAAGGGCAAGGCAAAUUGAGGUGAAUGCUUGAGUAUUUAUUCGUGUAGUUUGGAGAAAUACGAAAGGUUUGUUUUUCGUAAUUGAAAUGAAUAUUCGAAGUGUAUAAGAAUUCUUGGUCUCGUGCUUGCGAAAAUUGUUAUGAGGGAUAUAUUUAUGUCACUCGGUAAUAUGAACUUGAGGCAUUAUUCUCAAUUGUUGAACUGAUCUGCCAUUUCUUAUUAUUGUUUUGUGCUCUCAAAUACUU